AUGCCAUCCACAGAAGCCGUCAUUCCCAAGCCGGUGACACAGCUCCUUGCUCGGCUCUCCGAGAACACAACCAGAUACCUCGAAUACUUCUCUGAGAGGUCUUUGCCAGAACCAUCAUUCGAAGAUGGAGAUGGUCUCUCUCCCGACCAAGAGCUCCCAGGAGCUAUCCAAGCUGCCAGGAACGUUGCUCUUGAGGCCACCGGUGAACUACAUCGACUGCUGCUUGGGCCGAUAGGCCUGGUAAUGAGCUGCCCCGGAGAUCACUAUCUCAUGCUUGGUAUCCAGUAUGCGUACAGAUACAACCUUGCGCAACAUGUGCCACUCGAAGGGACGGCGACAUUCGACGAGCUUGCAGCAGCAACAGGGGCAAACGUCAAGGACGUGACGCGGUUCACUCGCCUACUCACCGGUUGGCACGUCUUUCAUGAGAUGCCCAUCGGAUGCAUCGCCCACACGGCCGCUUCGAAACAACUCCUUAGUAACCCAAAGCUGCAAUCAUGGAUCACCAGCAUCGCCCAGGAGUUCUGGCCUUCCCUGGCACGAACCGUAGAUGCGACCCAGCAGUGGCCAGACAGCGAGGAGCCAAAUGAAAGCGGUUACUCUCUGGGCCAUCAUACGGAUGACAACCCAUUCGACGUUAUCAAGCGUGACCCAGCGAGGCAUCAGAGAUAUAUGGACGUGCAAACUUUCUCACACCAGCAUUCCAGCUUUAGCGUCAAUCACCUCCUGGACGGCUACGACUUCAGUAAUGUUCACACAUUAGUUGACGUGGGCGGUGGACAGGGAGAGGUGUCCCUGUGCCUAGCAAAAGAGUACCCGAACAUGGAGAUAAUCGUCCAAGAUCAGCCAGAAGUUAUUGAAGGCCUAGAGAACCGUAUUCCAGCCGAGCUCAAGCAUCGCAUCCGUGGCAUGAAGCACAAUUUCUUCCACCCACAACUCGUCAAACACGCUGACAUAUACCUUUUGCGCUGGAUCUUUCACUGCUGGAGCGAUCUGUACUGUGUCAAGAUUCUGCAGUCACUGGUCCCAGGUUUGAAGAACGGUGCCAAAGUGGUUGCCAAUGACAUCUGCAUCCCGCAACCGGGAAGCUUGGGGAUUGCGGCCGAUCGAGAACUGAGGCAACUCGACAUUUCAUUGAAAGCAUUCAACAAUGCCAGGGAGCGCGAUGCCAAUGCGUGGGAAAUGCUGUUUUCUGCAGCUGAUUCGAGGUUCAAAUUUCUGGGUAUCAAGCUCCCGCAAGGUGCGAGUAUGGCAAUCAUCCAGGCGGAAUGGACAGGUGAAGACCAGCAACAGCAAUGCAAAGGAAAUCUCGGUGACGAGGGUCUAUAA
Messenger RNA from Diaporthe citri, 1329 nucleotides. RefSeq lists its product as uncharacterized. Gene Ontology annotation, molecular function: O-methyltransferase activity. NCBI's taxonomy places the organism in Eukaryota, Fungi, Ascomycota, Sordariomycetes, Diaporthales, Diaporthaceae. The record is from RefSeq and is a predicted model, not a curated record. The transcript has a single exon. The coding region runs from base 1 to 1329 and encodes 442 amino acids.